AUGAAGACCUCAGCCAUCCUCACAGCAGCACUGCUCGCCGUCUCGCCGGUAGCCGCACACUACAGGUUCAACCAGAUCAACAGCAGUGGCAUAUUCAAAUACAUCCGGGAGAACACCAGCAACAACUCGCCUGUAACUGAUCUCGCUUCGAACGACCUGCGAUGCAACACCGGCGCGAAAGGCGAUGGAACUGAGACGACCGCGGUCAAGGCAGGAAGUUCAUUCACCUUCUCCCUCGACCAAGCCGUAUACCACCAAGGUCCCGUCGCCGUCUACAUGUCAAAGGCCCCAGCCGCCGCCUCAGCAUACGUCGGCGAUGGCGACUGGUUCAAGAUCGCGGAGGAGGGCCCGACCUUCAGCGGCGGCUCCUCGACGUGGCCCAUGAGGGCGAGCUACACGUAUAGCAUCCCGACCUGCAUCGCCAACGGCGACUACCUGCUCCGCAUCGAGCAGCUCGGCAUCCACAACCCGGGCUCUCCUCCCCAGUUCUACCUGAGCUGUGCUCAGGUCACCGUCUCGGGCGGCAGCGGCGGCUCUCCCUCGCCGACGACCAAGAUCCCCGGCCACGUCAAGGCUACCGACCCGGGCUACACUGCCAACAUCUACAACAACUUCAACAACUACACCAUCCCUGGCCCCAAGAAGAUUACCUGUUAA
Molecule: messenger RNA, 657 nt
Organism: Diaporthe citri
Lineage: Eukaryota; Fungi; Ascomycota; Sordariomycetes; Diaporthales; Diaporthaceae
Exons: 4
Coding region: 1-657 (218 amino acids)
Source: RefSeq, a predicted model, not a curated record